AUAUGGUUCAUCAUCACAUGGAUGGAGGAGUAGAGCAACAUAUUGUACCUGGAUAAACAAGUGAGACAAGAGAUGAUGCCAUUGUUUAGCCAAGAUACUAGUGACAAAAGAAUGGAUGGAUCGGGAGGGGCAAGAUAAUGAAUAACAAUUCACAAAGCCAAGAUGCGAUAACUGAGAAGAGAAAAAUAUCAUGUGAAUCUGGCGGCCUCACCCGCAGCCGCAAAUUUGAAGAUCGGCGGAUAAAAAGCGUGGUGCGCGUUAUAUCCAUCAGAUGGGAGGAGAUGGCCCAGGCAUUUGCUCUUUUCUCCGUUCCAACUCCUCGCGAGACUCGUCUCUAUAAACGUGACUGCAUAACCAGAAACUCGUGGGAAAUUGUCUCCUACUCUCCUUGGAAGUUUAAUGCGCCUUUGUGUUAUCCUUCUUCAGCUACUGUUGUGGAAGAUGGCCCUUCUUCACCAGACGCACUUCCCGUCCAAUCUGAUUCUGCCGCUGAUGACGCUCUAGAGAUUCCUCCGAGUGGUUGUAGAACAUGUGGAAGGGAAGAAAUCGAGAAAGGGUGUAAUGGUGAAGGGAGGAUCCAAGGUGGGAUUGCAACAGUACCUGGAUUUGGAUGGUGGCCUAUUAAGGCUUACAGGCCUUGUCCUGGAUUCGUGGCUUCCGGUGGGAGGUACAGGCGGCGAGGACAGAGUAUGGAUGAAGUUGCCUUUGGACGUGGCGAAAAAGCUUCUUCGAGAUCUGGCAGUGACAAGAAGUCAAGCGAGAAAAAGGAGGGGUCAAGAAAAUUCAAGAAGUAAACAUGUUUGGUGGGGACAUACAUGCUCAUUCCUUUGUCAAGACGGCCUAGAGAGAAAAGUUGAAACCAAUGAUCGAGAGAUAAUGGGGCAUAAAGAAUUCAUCAUUCUUACCAUAUUUUCGUUUGAUCUUGUUAUACGGACGGAUUUUGGGUUGAAGAUGUAGUUUGCUAAAAAAAUUUAAUACAAUAUGCUUCCGGGAUGCUGGAACCUGGAAACAUGUUAUGAUUUUUUUCGCC
Molecule: messenger RNA, 1030 nt
Organism: Prosopis cineraria
Lineage: Eukaryota; Viridiplantae; Streptophyta; Magnoliopsida; Fabales; Fabaceae
Exons: 4
Coding region: 138-794 (218 amino acids)
Cellular component (GO): chloroplast
Source: RefSeq, a predicted model, not a curated record